Neltuma alba is the source of this 1497-nucleotide messenger RNA. Its product is annotated as probable receptor-like protein kinase At5g20050. Gene Ontology annotation, biological process: protein phosphorylation. NCBI's taxonomy places the organism in Eukaryota, Viridiplantae, Streptophyta, Magnoliopsida, Fabales, Fabaceae. The record is from RefSeq and is a predicted model, not a curated record. Bases 27 to 1202 code for a protein of 391 amino acids. The transcript has 2 exons. Gene Ontology annotation, molecular function: protein kinase activity; ATP binding.
GAGGCAGGGGGCAGAAUGAAGCUUUAAUGGAGGACAGAGUAGUGAACACAAUCGCUGUAAUAUCGGUGAUUUUUCUGAUCACUUUUGUCGUCAUCGCUCGCGUCUUCUUAAACCGUUCAAAAGCCUUCUUCCUCAUCUUGGGGGCCGAUGUUGCCGUGAUCAUCGCAAUCUUCGCCUUCGUUCUCAUCCGAAGGCGAUUCAACCGUAGAAGAAGAUUGAUCGAGUCCCGAUUAAAAUCUGAAGGUAGCGAGCUCCGAAUAGAAUACAGCUUCUUACGAAAAGUUGCCGGCGUUCCGACCAAAUUUCGAUUCCAGGAGCUCGAAGAUGCCACCGGCGGAUUCCAGUGUCUACUCGGCCAAGGCGCCUCUGCUUCGGUCUUCAAAGGCAUUUUAAACGAUGGCACGUUGGUCGCGGUGAAGCGAAUCAACGGCGAAGAACGAGGCAAGAAGGAGUUCAAAUCGGAAGUCGCCGCCAUAGCCAGCGUCCAGCACGUCAACCUCGUGCGCCUGAUCGGAUCAAGAAUCCUCCACCUGGACAUAAAACCAGAAAACAUUCUGCUAGACGAGAAUUUCAAAGCAAUCGUCGCAGACUUAGGUCUCUCGAAGCUAAUGGGGAAAGACGAAAGCCAAGUGAUGACCACAGUGAGAGGAACAAGAGGGUAUUUAGCUCCAGAAUGGCUCUUAGAACAUGGAGUUUCAGAGAAAACAGACAUAUACAGUUACGGUAUGGUCCUAUUAGAGAUCGUAGGAGGAAGAAGAAACGUGUGUUUGAUCCAAGAUCCGAGGGACAAGGAGAAGAAGAAGUGGGAAUACUUUCCCAGGAUUGUGAACGAGAAAGUGAGAGAAAACAAGUUGAUGGAAAUUGUGGAUGAGAGAUUGAUGGAAGGUGGGGGAGUGGAAGAGAGGGAAGUGAAGAGGAUGGUGUAUGUGGCAUUGUGGUGCAUCCAAGAGAGGCCAAGGGUGAGGCCAAAUAUGAAACAAGUGGUGGAGAUGCUUGAAGGUAGAGUAAUGGUGGAUCAGCCGCCUGAUACGAGAAUGGUUAUGGGAAAUUUCUUUUCAAUGGAAGGAGGAGAAGAAGAUGAAGCAGAAAGUUCCCAGACCGUCACAAGUUUGGCUGCUUAUUUGGCCAGCCAAAGGGCAACAGGAAAUUUGGACUAUGUAUCCACUUACUCCAUGGCCACCACGGUUCUAUCUGGUAGAUAGUGGAAUAGAUUGGAGUUAGAGUUGAAGUAAUUCUUCUAAAGGCAUGAUCUGUAUUCAUACCAACUCCAAUUCCAAUCUUGGCGUUUCACUGGUCAAAAUUUCUCUUGCAAGAAAUUUGGCCUAUGCAUGCAGCUGCUCCAUGGCCACCACGGUUCAUUCCCCCUAAUGCCCACAGAUAUGCAUAUGCAUAUUUCUUCUUUUUUUUUUUAUGGUUUUUCAACCUGGUCAAAUUGAGCAUUAUCAGCUCUAAGUCAAAGUAACUCCCAAAAGUAUUUUUCCUGGUAAAAAAAAGUUU